This is a messenger RNA of Fukomys damarensis (Damara mole-rat), 2260 nucleotides long. RefSeq names its product intercellular adhesion molecule 3. Lineage: Eukaryota; Metazoa; Chordata; Mammalia; Rodentia; Bathyergidae. Gene Ontology annotation, biological process: cell-cell adhesion. Gene Ontology annotation, molecular function: integrin binding. The record is from RefSeq and is a predicted model, not a curated record. The transcript is spliced from 6 exons. Gene Ontology annotation, cellular component: membrane. The coding region runs from base 813 to 2177 and encodes 454 amino acids.
AGCUCAGGCUGGCCUCUAAAUCAUAGCAAUCCUCCUGCCUCAGCUUCCCAAAUGCUGGGAGGGCAAGCAUGUGCCAUCUAUCUAACUUGUCUCAGAGUUUCAGUUUGGAAAGAUGAAAAAGUUCUGGAAAUGCGUGGUAUUGGCAGCUGUGGUGGCGAAAGUCUAUAAUCCCAGCACUCAGGAGGCUGAGGCUGGGGGAUCUCAGCAAGUUCAAACCCAGCCUGGGCUACAUAGUUGCCAGCAUGAAGUACAUAGGGAGAUCCUGACUCAAAAUAAAAGCGUGGUAUUGGUUAAGCAUUGAUGUGAGUGCAUUAAUAAAUGCUACUGAACUAUACAAUUAAGCCGGGCUUGGUGGUGCACACCUACAAUCCCAGCAUUCUGGGAGGCUGACACAGGAGGAUAAAUUCCAGAGCAGCCUUACCAAUCUGCAGAACUGAAAACAAAACAAAAAGAAAUCUCACCUUUCGGCAUCAGUCGGUGCCGGAGACCUCUGUUAACUUCCUCUCUCGGCGGAUCACACUCCUCGCACCGGAAGAACACCUCCCCACCCCCAUUAUUCAGUACUAGAGACGGAGGCACUGCCAAUCUCCUGAGCUUUUCCUGCAGGCUCCUUCGGGGACCAGCUGUGCAGCUGAGACGUCCUGUGCCUGCUGGUGACUCCCACCUGCCGUCCAGUUUGGGCUCCCAUCCUAGGCCUCUGGGGACAGAGCCGCCCCCCUGCCCUGGGCCAGGCAAGGUGCAGCCCAGACUUGUGCAACCCUCACCCUGGCUUCCGCCUCCACCCUUGAGGCACCUUCCUCUUUGGUACCACCAUGAUGGCUGCCAGACAGCUGUGGGGAGCCUGUGCGACCAUGUGGGUCUUCAUGCUGCUGCUGUGCUGUCUGCUGCCCCAAGGUGCCCAAGAGCAGAUGUUCCCACUGCAGCUGGAGGCCCCCGCCGCUGUGCUUGCUGCGGGCUCCGUCUUGGUCAACUGUAGCACUGAGUGUCCCAGCCCCUCAAACCUCAUGCUGGAGACGUCCCUGUUGAAGCAGCCAAACGGCAGCAGCCCUGGCUGGGCAGCCUUCUGGCUCAGCAAUUUGACUGAGGACACCAAGAUCAUGUGCUCCGUGCUGUGUGGUGACUCGCAGGUGAUAGCUUCCUCCAACAUCACCGUAUACCGUUUUCCGGAGGAGGUGGAGCUGGGCCCCCUGCCCUCCUGGCAGCCAGUGGGCGAGAACCUCACCCUGCGCUGCCUCGUGGUGGGUGGGGCGCCCCGGAACCGGCUCACGGCGGUGCUGCUCCGGGACCAGGAGGAGCUCAGCCGGCAGCCUCAAGGCCAUUCUGGGCUACACAGAGAGACCCUGUCUCAAAAGAACAAACCAAAUACAGCAAGUAAUCCAGAGGACCCUGUUCUGGGGAUGAAACUGUCCCUGUUGGCUGCCUGCUUACAUCUCCUCUUUUCACCAGCCCUGCCAGUGACAUCUCCGCACCUGCUGGCCCCCAGGUCCUUGGAGGUGGGCACAAGGAGGCAGGUGCAUUGUGUUCUAGAUGGCCUCUUCCCGGCCUCUGAGGCCCAGGUGCACCUGGCGCUGGGAAACCAGACACUGAAUCCUACAGUCACGAGGGAUGGCGACACACUCAAUGCUACCGCCACAGUGCGCUUGGACCAAGAGGGGACCCAGAAGAUUGUGUGCAACGUGACUUUGGCGGGCGUGAGUCGCUCUGCACAGAAAUUGACAACGGUCUUCAGUUUCCCAGGGCCCAUUCUGAGACUGAGCAGGACCAACGUCCCCAAGGGGUCCACAGUGAAUGUGACCUGCAAGGCCGGACCCCGAGCCCAGGUCAGACUGGAUGGGGUUCUGGCCCCAUCUCCGGGGGAGCCUGCCCAGCUUGAGCUCAUUGCCACUGACAGCGACAACGGACGUUACUUCAUCUGCAACGCCACCCUCGAGGUGGCCGGAGAGCUCAUAUAUAGGAGCACGGCUGUCCAGCUGCGUGUCCUGGGUCGGGGCCACUCGGUCACCAUCGGCUUAACGGUGUUGACGGUCCUGGGCGUGAUCAUUACCUCAGGGGCCUUACUGUACGUCUUCGGGAUGCAGAAACGGUGCGGCAUCUACCACGUGAAGCAGCAAAGCAACUCGGUGCCCCUCACGGCAAUCCAGCAGCCUGAAGACACACCGGGGGAAGAGGCUUCCUGAUCUGAGGGAUGUCGGGAUCCUGGGCCAAAGACGGAGAGGACUGUGGCUGUACCUUAGAAUUUCCCACCAAUAAAGCCUUUAAA